GGAAUAACAAAAAGUUAGGACACAACCGUACACGACCAACACUCCUUUUAAAUGCAAGUCCACGCCAUGACCCUGGUAUAAGAGCCUUGCUAUUUCAUUUCCAUGCAUUCCUUUCAACUCCCGACCUUUCCAACUUGCAGAACCUCCUUGAGACUACGCGGAGAAGAAGCGCGAUGACCACCGCUGGCCCCAUCCGCCAUCCGGCCCUUCUCACUCGUUCUUUAGCCUUUACUCCUUCUCAUAUCAAUCACCACUUCCUACCUCCCAUGAAGCGGAGCGUCGAUCCCUACAAACCACCCGCGAGGAGUCUACAUUCGACACCACGAGGUGCCGCUGCUGCAGCAGCCACGGCUCAGAACAACUCAGCUCCCCCCACGACUGCUGCUGAAUCUGCCAUCCCUCACAUUUCCCUCCACAUUGCCGCCUCGUCCAGCGGCAAAGGCCGCAAGUUUCGACCCGAGCUGAGUACGUUUGACUUUAUCCCCAACAGCGGCACCGAUGCCGCUUUGGGCCUCCAGCAAGGGUCGACGAUGCAAGAGAAGAGAUCGCGACGUCCCGACAGCGGGCAAGACGCGUAUUUCGUGAGCCGCGUCGGAGGACGAGACUCCGAGGUGACGGCCUUUGCCGUGGCGGACGGGGUGGGAGGAUGGACCGAGCACGGCAUCGACCCGGCCGACUUUUCCCACGGUCUCUGCAGCCACAUGGUCGAGACGGCACUGUCGUGGGACCGACGAGAAGAGAGGUUGGGUCCCAAACAGCUGCUCCGGCUGGGGUACGAACGGGUCACGAACGACCCGGCGAUCAAGGCGGGAGGGACGACGGCGUGCGUGGCCGUCACCGAGCCCGACGGGCGCAUGCGGGUCGCAAACCUGGGGGACUCGGGUUUCCUGCAGCUGAGGCUGGGGACGGUGCACCACUGUUCCAACCCGCAGACGCACGCCUUCAACACGCCGUACCAGAUGAGCAUGACGCCGCCCGAGAUCCUCGCCCAGGCCAUGAUCUUUGGCGGCAUGCCGUUGAACGACGAGCCCGAGAAGGCCGACCUGGCGGACCACAUGCUGCGGCACGGCGACGUCCUCGUCCUGGCGACCGACGGCGUCUGGGACAACCUCAACUCCCAGGACAUCCUGUCGAUCGUGUCCAAGCACAUGCGCCUGUUCGGCGGGUGGUUGAGGUCGGAGGGUCAAGGGUACGCGACCUCCCCGGUCCUGCCCGAACUGGUCGACCGCUCGCUCGGGCCGCAGAAGCACAAACUGCCGGGCACGCUCCAGAGCGUGAUCGCGGCGGCCAUAGUCGGCGAGGCGAAGACGGCCAGUCUCAGCGCGAAGCGAGACGGGCCGUUCGCGAAAGAAAUGAAGAAGCAUUUUCCCUUCGACCCUUGGCACGGUGGGAAGGUGGACGACAUCACCGUUUUGGUGGUCAUUCCUGUCGACCAGGCCAAGGUGAGCUUGAAGCCCAAGUUGUAAUUUAUCACCACCCAUAGGUAUGGUCGGAACUGGCGGGGGGGCCGGGAACCACAUUCCCCUUUCCCCGAGGUGAACGGAAGGGGGAUAAGAAGGAAGAAAAGAAGCGGACCCCAAUCCCCCUGAUCAAGGGGCGAGAACUUGGAAACACCGACAGAGGGUUUCAAAUGUAUAUACAACUGUAUAUUGUACUCUCUUACAUCCCGAACGGAACAUCUUUGGUGGUGCUGAUGAUGGUCAACAGUACAGGACAGAGUAUGGCAUAUAGCAUGAUAUCAAAAUGGCCUGAGCGGUCCUUUUUGGAAAUUUUAGGUUCUUGUCUUGCAAAAUCUUGCUUGGGGCAGCAUAUGAGAUUGUAGAGAGUACACAGUAUCUGUACUCGAUAGUACUAACUGGAAAUAUUCCACAUCAU
This is a messenger RNA of Exophiala oligosperma, 1875 nucleotides long. RefSeq lists its product as uncharacterized. The transcript has 2 exons. The record is from RefSeq and is a predicted model, not a curated record. NCBI's taxonomy places the organism in Eukaryota, Fungi, Ascomycota, Eurotiomycetes, Chaetothyriales, Herpotrichiellaceae. The coding region runs from base 174 to 1466 and encodes 430 amino acids.